CGGUAAGUGCGUGUGGCUUGUGUUUGGUUUGUGCGAUUGACACAACUGUAGCAUGCGAGCGGCGCACUACAUCAAGGUAGCAAACAACAGCUUGUCUGCGAGAAAAGAUCUCUGUAGAUGCAUGGUGGAAUGUGUGUCUGAGAUUUUACCAGACGACGCUGGACCAUAUGUUCAGAGAGGGGGAUUUUGAAUUGUGUCCAUCUCAUUUGACUAGAAUCUCUUUGACAGCUCGUUGAAGUGCCUGCUUUCCUCCGCUGCCAUGGCUUCCACACCUCCACCUCUCAUGAAGAAGCACAGUCAGACUGAUCUUGUGAGUCGUCUCAAAUCCCGCAAGGUCCUGGGUGUCGGCGGGGAGGAUGAUGACGGAGAGGUGCACAGGUCCAAGAUCAGUCAGAUGUUGGGUAAUGAGAUGAAGUUUGCUGUACGUGAGCCCAUUGGUCUCCGGCUUUGGCUCCUCAUCUCUGCAGUGCUGUUCACAUCCACUUCCUUGAUGGCCCUGGCUUUUCCCAGCCAGCUCUAUGAGAUAAUAUUUGAGAUCACCACCUCCAGGAUCUCCAUCAGACUCUACGGAGGAGCCCUUCUAUGUAUCUCAUUAAUUCUGUGGAAUGGCUUGUACACAGCGGAAAAGGUCAUCAUUCAAUGGACGCUACUUACGGAAGCGUGUUACUUCGGGGUACAGUUUCUAGUGACAUCCAUCACCCUUUUGGAGAUGGGCACGUUGUCCAACAGUGCGAUCAUUCUUCUUCUUAGUGAAACUUUCUUCCUCUUCGUCACCUUGAGUUACUAUCAUCACCUCGGCCGGCGCUCCAAAAAGAUCUGAGAGAGGCCAGCUAUUUGUUAAUUGGGUAGAUUGGCACCACAGAGUACUCUGAAUACAGUAGCACCACUGCCUGGGCCAAAUGAAUUUACACUUGACUGAAAAUCAACCUCUGUUUGUGGGUAAUUUGUAUUUUAUGUAAGUACAAUAUCUGGGCAUUUACUCUCAUUAGAUACAGAGGGCCACAGAUCAUGACUAUUGUUUAUGUUACAUUAAGUUCACAAGAGUGGGUGUAAUUAUCUAAAAGCUCACUUUUUAUGUAAAAGCUUUUCCUGAGAAUUUAUUGUAUGGAGGGUAGAUUUAUGGCACAUAUGUCAGAGAAUUCCAAAUGUGUCAAAUUAUUUUGGGAAGAUGCCCACAAUUCAGGUCAUAUUAAGUAAAAGUUUAGUGAACUUCCUGUAUGUGUUGUGAUAUUCUACGGUAAGAGUGUCAUUUUUUUAACGGUACUGGUUUAAUUUGUCAGGCACAAUAGACCUAGCAUACAACAAAUAAUGCAAGACAAAAGGUAAAAGAAUGAAUUGCUUACAUUCCAAUUUAACAAAUACAAAUUUGAGUCUAAUAUAGCAGAAAUAGAGUUGUUAUGUUUAUUUAUAGUUAGUAACAUUUCUAGUAGAUUUAUUUAAUUCACUUUAUUACCUCUGUAAUUCAGGUAAAUUGCAAGUUAAAAUUCCAAAGUGAUAAACAUUGCAAAGUGAAGACUUUAGAAAUACAUUCGUUUUGAAUUCAGCUUCCCUGUAGUACAUUUUGUGAUAUGGUAGGAAUAAUGGAUGUAGUAUUAAAUGGUAUUUAAAGUGUGCAUUUCAGAAAGUACCUUAUUAACUUUGUAGUUGUAAAUGUAGUAUUGUCAGACCGUCGAAUUGCUUCAAACAAAGAAAUUCUAUCCCUACGAAUUCAGAUGCAACAGGGUUUUUUUAAACUGCUUUACAUACCUAAUGGACAUUUACACAACAGUUACUAAAGUAAAUAGUGUAAUUAUGAACUCCCCAUUAUGACAGAUUAAAAGAACAAUUCAGCUGAAAAAUCUUUUAAGGGUUCAGGUGAUUUUUCCAUGUUCUGAUCUCCAUGUCUUUAUGGCAUUCAAGACGCAUGUUAAUAAUGCUUUUACUCUUACAAAUUUAUCUAUUCUUUUAACAACUACCAUUAUGCACAAAAAUCAUAAAUUUUAGAACUGUAUGUAGUAAGAUAUAAUUUAUGCCUUUAGUGAUCAUUGCAUGAAGUCAACAAUGCAGAUCGACAGUAGCGCUAAAAUGUAGCACUUUUAUAAAUAUAAAAUGUCAGAUUAUAUCAGUAAAAGAUAUAGUCAGUGAAUAGUACUUCACGAAGUGUUUAUUAAAAAAUUGUUAGCAUGUUGAACUUUUAUUAACCUCUUAUUGUCACUAUGAUGUAGCCGUGAUUGAGAAUGUUGCGUUUCUUUGAUCAUAUUCCCAACAUCUAGGCCAACAUCAGUGAUUAUUUUAUAAUUAGAACUAGCGGGUGUUAUUCCAAAUAGUGUAUGCUUCCAUCACUGAACUGUCAUUUGAGGUGUGGACAGUAACACAGCCCUUCCAUAGAUCUCAGAUACUGCUUCCAGUGAAACCUAAAUGGCUUUAUUCCAAAGGGAAAUCAGAAUAUGUGCUUUGGAAACCACAAGUGAGAUGGUAUUUCAGACAGAGGAGGUGUGAUUAACCCAGUUCAUUAUUAACUAUAUUAACUGCAGUACUUCAGAACACAAAUGCUGUUUGUUUAUUUAUACUGUGCAUCUCUCUUGAGCUGUCUAGUAAUGGUUGACUAGCAAAACAAUAGACUAUGAUUUAAUUGUGAAGUCAAAGCACAGUUUAGGGUUAUGUACACUAGACUCGAUAUAUUUUAGGUCACUUUUUGCUUUGUAAAUGUUUGAAUGAUUCUUAAACAUUGUACUUUUGCAACGUUUUUUGAAUUUGUUUUUGCUUUUGAGAAAAAUGACUGCAAUGUCAGUUUUUAGAAUGUUAAAAUUUUUGGUUCUUUUAUGUGUUUUGAACAAAAAAACACUUAUGUAUGACAGGUAUGUAUCUACUUUUUGUAGAGAAACAGUGAAUGUGCUUAAUAAAACUAUAAAGUUUUUUUGAA
This is a messenger RNA of Labeo rohita (rohu), 2902 nucleotides long. RefSeq names its product tumor protein p53 inducible protein 11a (gene tp53i11a). NCBI's taxonomy places the organism in Eukaryota, Metazoa, Chordata, Actinopteri, Cypriniformes, Cyprinidae. The transcript is spliced from 8 exons. The record is from RefSeq and is a predicted model, not a curated record. The coding region runs from base 260 to 820 and encodes 186 amino acids.